AUGGAGGGCGGUGGCGUUUCUCCAGUCUCCUCGCCGUCGCAGGCAACCGGCGGGCAGAUCAACAGCCGCGCUUCCUCGGCCCUCGCAGCCGCCAGCGUCGCCCUCAUCCUGCUCUGCAUUUUUUGGCGAUUCGUAUGGCGGUGCAAGAAAGACGCGCCGAGGAACGACGGCAUCGGUGCCGCCACCUCGUCCGUUCCACCGUCGCCACCUUCCUGCCCGUCGCAGGUGGCUGGCGGAACGAGCGACGGAGAACGCGACGAGAACGAGAGGACGCAGCUCCUGGUAUUCGUGCACGUGGCCGCGGAGAAGGCGGAGUGUGCGGUGUGCCUGGUGGAGUUUGGGCUCGGCGAGAUCGGGCGGCUCGUGGCGGGCUGCGGCCACGGGUUCCACACCGCGUGCAUCGAGACGUGGUUCCGGGUGAGAUCGACAUGUCCGCUCUGCCGCGCCGCGGUGGUACAAGAGCGGAUCGCCGUUGAUCAGUCUCCACGUGGCGCGUGGAUGACUAAGAGUCGCCGCGGCAAGCUCUACAUCGAUGACGCUGGCUGGGGCCCCGAGGCCGACUCAAUCGAGUACGGGUACCAGGUCGCCUACGACGGAAUCCAUGUCUUCAUCGGCAAUAUCGACGUAUCUAAGCCUGAGCUGGACAUCUGCACCGACCUCGUCGAGCCGGCUCGGCGCACGCAACCCGCCAGGGUCUAA
Messenger RNA from Triticum turgidum subsp. durum (durum wheat), 699 nucleotides. NCBI's taxonomy places the organism in Eukaryota, Viridiplantae, Streptophyta, Magnoliopsida, Poales, Poaceae. The record is from the annotation of a GenBank genome assembly.